Myotis myotis is the source of this 2514-nucleotide messenger RNA. It is a transcript of the gene PRSS36, whose product is annotated as serine protease 36. The transcript is spliced from 14 exons. Gene Ontology annotation, biological process: proteolysis. Bases 64 to 2325 code for a protein of 753 amino acids. Gene Ontology annotation, molecular function: serine-type endopeptidase activity. The record is from RefSeq and is a predicted model, not a curated record. NCBI's taxonomy places the organism in Eukaryota, Metazoa, Chordata, Mammalia, Chiroptera, Vespertilionidae.
CAGAGCUGUGGCAGGGAGCAGACCGUCACCCAGCUCUGUGCCUCCAGUUGACUCAAAUGUGCCAUGUUCCCGCACCUGCUUCUCCCACUCGUGACCCUCGCCAUCAGCCCCAUCCCAGGAGCUUCCCAGGAUCCAGCUGCAAGUCCUGCUCAGGAAGAACCUGGAGAUCUGGACUGUGGUCGCCCUGAGUCCUCUGCCAGAAUAGUGGGGGGCUCCGACGCGCAGCCGGGCCGCUGGCCGUGGCAGGUGAGCCUGCACCACAGCGGGGUGCACAUCUGCGGCGGCUCCCUCAUCGCCCCCUCCUGGGUCCUCUCCGCCGCUCACUGUUUCGUGUGGAACGGGAGCUUGGAGCCCGCGGCCGAGUGGUCGGUGCUGCUGGGCGUGCACUCGCAGGACGAGCCCCCGGACGCCGCGCACGUGCGGGCAGUGGCGGCCAUCCUGGUGCCGGACAACUACAGCGACGUGGAGCUGGGCGCCGACCUGGCCCUGCUGCGCCUGGCCGCGCCCGCCAGGCUGGGCCCCGCCGUGCGCCCCGUCUGCCUGCCCCGCGCCUCGCACCGCUUCGCGCACGGCACGGCCUGCUGGGCCACCGGCUGGGGGAGCGUGCAGGAGGCGGACCCCCUGCCUCUCCCCUGGGUGCUGCAAGAAGUGGAGCUAAAGCUGCUGGGAGAAGCUGCCUGUCAGUGUCUCUACAGCAGGCCUGGCCCCUUCAACCUCACUCUCCAGCUCUUGCCAGGCAUGCUGUGUGCUGGCUACCCAGAGGGCCGCAAGGACACCUGCCAGGGAGACUCCGGGGGACCCCUGGUCUGUGAGGAACAAGGGCGGUGGUUCCUGGCGGGAAUCACCAGCUUUGGCUUUGGCUGUGCACGAAGGAACCGCCCUGGAGUCUUCACUGCGGUGGCUCCCUACGAGGCAUGGAUCCGGGAAAAGGUGAUGGGCCCAGAGCCUGGGCCUGCCUUUCCCCCGCAGUCCCGGGGGCCCCCAUCCGGCCCCCAGGAGCCCAUGGAUGAGAACUGCACCAUCGCCCUGCCAGAGUGUGGGAAGGCCCCGCGGCCAGGGGCCUGGCCCUGGGAGGCUCAGGUGAUGGUGCCGGGAUACAGACCCUGCCAUGGGGCGCUGGUGUCGGAAAGCUGGGUCUUGGCACCUGCCAGCUGCUUUCUGGACCCCAGCAGCUCGGACCGCCCGCCCCGCGACCUGCACAGCUGGCGCGUGCUGCUGCCCUCGCGGCCGCACGCGGAGCAGGUGGCGCGCCUCGUACCGCACCGGAACGCUUCCCGGGACGACGCGGCGGACCUGGCGCUGCUGCAGCUGCGCGCGCCCGUGAACCUGAGCGCCGCCCCGCGGCCGGUGUGCCUGCCUCGCCCAGAACACUAUUUCCUGCCCGGGAGCCGCUGCCGCCUGGCUCGCUGGGGCCGCGGCGGGCCCGCGCCCGGCCCGAAUGUGCUGCUUGAGGCGGAGCUGUUGGGCGGCUGGUGGUGUCACUGCUUGUACGGCCGCCAGGGGGCGACAGUGCCGCCGCCGGGAGACCCGCCGCAUGCGCUCUGCCCCGCCUACCAGGAGGAGGAGGAGGCCGGCCGCUGUUGGAACGACUCCGGUUGGAGCCUUUUGUGCCGGGAGGAGGGGACCUGGUUCCUGGCUGGAAUCAGAGACUCCUCCAGUGGCUGCCUGCGCCCCAGAGCCUUCUACCCUCUUCAGACCCACGGCCCAUGGAUCAGCCAUGUGACUCGGGGGGCCUACCUCGAGGACCAGCUGACCUGGGACUGGGGCCCCGAGGGGGAGGAGACUGAGACGCACACUUGUCCCCCCCACACAGAACAUGGUGCCUGUGGCCUGCGGCGAGAGCCGGCCCCGGCCGGGCUCCUGUGGCCCUGGCUGGCAGAGGUGCAUGUGGCUGGCGGUCGCGUCUGCGCGGGGAUCCUCGUGGCCCCCGGCUGGGUCCUGGCAGCCACUCACUGUGUCCUCAGGCCAGGCUCUACAACAGUGCCUUACAUUGAAGUGUACCUGGGCCGGACCGGGGCCAGCCCCCUCCCACAGGGCCACCAGGUGACCUCCGCACCUCCGCUCCUGUGCCAGAGUGAGGGAGGCUCCUGGGUCCUUGUGGGCAUGGCUGUUAGAGGGAGCCGGGAGCUGUUUGCCACCAUUGGCCCUGAAGAGGCCUGGAUCUCCCAGAUAGUGGGAGAGGCUCAUUUCUUGCCCCCCAGUGGCUCCCCCUACUGGCCCCCUGAAGGCAGCUACCUCUGUCCUCUGGACAUGGCUGGGGCCUCAGGCUCCCCUCCUGCUGCUCUGUUCCUGCUGCUACUACUGACCCCCCUGAUUCAGGGCUGAGGGGUCUGGCUCCCCAGACCACCUCCCCUCCUCCUUCCCCACCCCCUCCAGCCCUCUACUUCCUUCCCAGUGGGGUUGGAAUGUGACUUAACCGGCUUUCAGUCCCUUUACCAGAACAUCCAGAGCUCCCCACCCACCUAGACUGCAAUGGCUUCAGAUAAUUGGGCCUCAGUGCCGGGAUAUUUUGUG